CCUUAGCUGUGUCAGGAGGAGACCCUGUAAUUAGGAGGAAGUAACCAGUUUUAAUUGAAAUAUUGAGAAAUAUGGCUGAGACAAUGGAUCACAGCCGCCACCUGAGCAGGCUAUACAAGUGUGCGGAGUGUGAGUUCACGGUCAGCCACGAGCUCAUGGUGUAUGUCCUACGCCACUUCUUCCGCUGCACUUCAAACAAGUACGUGGACGAACUCGAGGUGUGGUCCCCUCCCCAUCUCAAGAUAAACGGCACGGUGAAGAGCGCGGGUCCGUCCGAGAACGCCGCCCGAGAACGCUGUUCCGCCACGAGGGAAGAGAAAGAAGACAGCAGAACAUUCGCAAACACUCCCGAUCGGAGAAGAGGGAGUACUGAAGAUAGCAGAACAUUUGCAAACACUCCCGACCAGAGAAGAGGGAGUACUGAAGAUAGCAGAACAUUUGCAAACACUCCCGACCAGAGAAGAGGGAGUGAAGACAGCAGAACAUUUGCAAACACUCCCAAUCGAAGAAGAGGGAGUGAAGACAGCAGAAUAUUCGCAAAUACUCCCGACCAGAGAAGAGGGAGUGAAGACAGCAGAUCGUUGCACUCCUCCCAUUCAUCCACAAGGCAGGAGGAAGAAAGCACAGCAUUCGCAAACACUCAUAGUCAUACCCACAAAGGGGUGAGUGAAGAUAGCAGAACAUUGCACUUCUCCAACAUUCACAACCAAAGAGGGAGCCAAAACAUCAGUGCUGCACCCAGCUAUGGAGGAGACAGAGCUACCAGUAUUGACAUCUGCAAACGAACUGAAAUUGAAGAUGUGACACCUGUAGUGCAGGUUUCAGGCAUGGCAGUGUCCCCCAUGGUAUGGAUGGUACAACCCAACACAACUUCACAACUACAGACGUGGGCUAAAACAUCUCCUACUGUUCCUUCACAUGCCGUUCUUCAGAAAGACAUAGUUCUUGAAGGAAAUGGCCAAGGAAGGCAACAGAGCAACCAAGGUGAGAGAAGACAGACUCCAUGUAACAGUGAAACCGAGGUGGGAGAAAUUUGUGAAGAAGAAGAUGAAAAUGAGGAAGGUAUUGGGCUCAACUUGAGCUGCUCCCCAGUUCCACUGUGUAAUACUGGAGACACCGGUGACCAGAUUGUAACCAUGGUAACCACUCCACCAAUCACAAGCCUGACACAGACUCCCAGCAUGCCUCAGCAGCUGCGACACCCGUCUUUCGAUCCGCCUGUUGACAGAAUGAGGCGAGGCAGACCACAGAAACCCCCCUAUAGUACAAACACAAGUGUGGCUGAUAUGGAGCAGCCAAAAAACACCAAGAGAAUGAACAGGUGGGCAGUUCGAGUGUUGAACACCUGGGCAAACAAGCGGAACGGAGAAGCGACGGCCUCGUCGAGCGGCCAGGACCUGAAGCCCGUCCCGACCGACUGGGUCGCCAUGACAGUGGAACAGCUGGACCAUUGGCUAAGCCAGUUUGUUAGCGAAGUGCGGAGGGAUGAUGGACAGUACUACCCUUACAACACUCUGUACCUCAUGCUGACUGGGAUCAACAGGUAUCUGCGGAAUGAUUGUAGGAAGGACGUCAACAUUCUGGCCAAAGAUGACGGCAGAUUCCUCCAACUGCGACAGGCCAUGGAGACGCAGAAGAAAUCUCUGAUUGAACUCGGUGUCGGCAUGCAGGAGAAGAGACGCCACGACAUGGAGCUUUUUCCUCACGGCAUCGAAGCUCGCCUGUGGGAGUCCAAGGUGUUCAGCCUUGAGAAGGACCUGAGCAUCUCCUACGCGGUGUUCUACUACACGACAAAGUUGUUCGGCGUUAGCAGUGGCGAAGAACAUCACAGUCUUGUUGCAGAACAGUUCUCUGUCGGCUGUGACCACAUGGGGAAGUUCGUGUCAUUCAACCGACUCGGAAAGAAGAGCAAGACGACUAAAGCGUACGCAGUCCCGUCGGACCCGUACUGUCCGGUACUCUUGUACGAGGUCUACCUGGGGUAUAUCCCACCGAUUGGUCCUUUCUACAGGAGGCUUCAGAGGGAUCCGGAGGGUAGACUGUACUUCGGACCGCCCGUAGGGAAAAACUCGCUGGCAACUUAUCUCAAUAAUAUCAAGAGGCUUGCAGUAUUGAACACUCAGGUUAACCAAGGAGCCUGCUCAACAGGGCCCCACCCUAUAGGACCUAAUCCUACUGGGCCACACCCUACCGUAUCACACCCUAUAGGACCCCACCCUAUAGCGCCCCACCCCACCUGUAGCACAGUACCAGACCUGAGCCUAGAGAACAGCCCUGCUACAUCUUCCUCAGAUUCAGGCGAGGCGGCUAAGAGGCACCACAGUCAGUCGAUGGACGCCUCGGAAUGCAGCACAGAGCCGUCACCAAAAAGGAUUCACACAUGGAACUUUGACCCGACUCUGUCUUCCUACACACCACUCAACCAGUCUUGACCAGUUUGAUUGUGUACAAGUCAUUGUAAAUAUCUAUGUGUGUAUUUGUUUACAUUAUAUUAUACGUUUAAUGUGCGGCGUAGACUGGUUAAGGUUCAAAAGAUCAAAAGUUCACAGGUUUGAUCCUUGGCAGUUCUUGACGUUCAAAUUUGGUGUAGAAUAUGUACAUGUACCUGACUUUGGUUGGGGAGGUAAAAGGCAGUGGAAGGAAAGGGAUGGGCUGACCACAUUCCAAUACCAUGCUCUAGACCCACUAGCCCUACUGCAUGAAAAGGCUAUGGGACUAUCCGUACUUACCUACCUUGGCAAAUGUGUAAUUGAUACAUAAUUACACUAAUUAUAGCUUAUACUGUUUGAGAUUUGAUAGUGUGUACAUUGUAGCUUAUACAUGUAAUAUACAAAUUUGUGUAAAAACUUCACAACACAAACUUCAUGUAUUACCGAUAUCUAGAAGUUAGUAAUGUUACCUAGGG
Molecule: messenger RNA, 2905 nt
Organism: Branchiostoma belcheri (Belcher's lancelet)
Lineage: Eukaryota; Metazoa; Chordata; Leptocardii; Amphioxiformes; Branchiostomatidae
Exons: 8
Coding region: 72-2432 (786 amino acids)
Source: RefSeq, a predicted model, not a curated record